AUGCAUGUGCAUAUCCUGGGUGUUGGUGCGGUGGGCACGCUUAUAGCGACGCACCUGCGCGCCGCCGUGCGGCAGGGAUUGAUGAUGCGUGCAUUUCCGCCUCGAUCGCCAGUGCGAUCGGCUGUGGCUGCGCACCUCCCUGAUGCAGCGAAGACCACGAUAACGCUACACAUGCGUGAAAAAGCGUUUGCGCGCUCAUCGCCCGUGUUUCGAGAGCUCCGGGUGAAUCAUGAUGGCGCGUGCAUGUCUGAGAGAGGAUAUGCCGUAGAGCUGGUCUCGCCUAUCGAUCCAGCGCAGCCACAAGUGCUCUUGCCUGACAAGGACGGCAUGGCGAGAGAAUGGCCAGGAGCAGAGCCAUACCCUCUGGACAGUCUCAUUAUUAUGACCAAGGCAGAUGCUACCUAUGCUGCUAUUCGAUCGCUUGUACCGCGCAUUGCGCCGUCAACGACCAUCGUUCUACUCCAGAACGGCAUGGGCGUGCUAGAUAUGUUGUUGGAACGGCUUUGGCCUCAGCCCCACUCACGCCCGCACUUUGUACUCGCAAGCACCACGCACGGAUGCUAUCUCAAAAAGCCUCUGCACGCUGUGCAUGCCGGCUUCGGUAGUAUUCAUUUGGGUAUCGUGCCGAGUCUUCGCCUCCGGGGCUUGGAGUCUCGGUCGGGCGAGUUGGAUUGGCACGCUCUUCCGGAAGAUUCACUUCGGCAGACGCUAGCUUUGCUGUUAUCUCUGCCUUUGGAUGUGCAUUGGGAACCUAUUCGGUCGUAUCAGCUGCGUGUGCUUCGCAAGCUGGCCAUCAACGCAUGUAUUAAUCCCACGACAGCCCUAGUGGAUUGCAAGAAUGGUGACUUGUUUGGUACACCAGCUGCCCUCGAACUGUUUCGUGUGCUCUGCACAGAAAUGAGCCAAGUGCUGGAGGCAUAUGCGCGCGAUGCAAAGGCGGCGGAAAGCUCGAAUGAGACGGAGGCAGCGCAUCUCAGCUCACUGCCCUUGGCGGAUCUGUUGACACAAACAGACAGCGAAGGUCUUCCGCUUCUUGAUGCGUCACUGAAGCCUGCCUCAUUGUUGCACGAAGUCGAAAAUGUCGUGCGUGCAACAGCUUCGAAUUGGAGCAGUAUGCACCAGGACAUCAAGACGCGGCGGGGCAAGACAGAGAUUGACUUUAUCAACGGAUACAUUACAGAGCUAGGCCGGGCUUAUGGCAUCCCUACGCCGGCCAACGACAUGAUGACCAAUCUCAUCAAACUCAAGGCACAGCGUGUGACGGGCUCGUGGAACGCGAAUGCCAUGUAA
This is a messenger RNA of Malassezia restricta, 1290 nucleotides long. RefSeq names its product 2-dehydropantoate 2-reductase. The coding region runs from base 1 to 1290 and encodes 429 amino acids. The record is from RefSeq and is a predicted model, not a curated record. Gene Ontology annotation, biological process: pantothenate biosynthetic process. The transcript has a single exon. Gene Ontology annotation, cellular component: cytoplasm; mitochondrion. Lineage: Eukaryota; Fungi; Basidiomycota; Malasseziomycetes; Malasseziales; Malasseziaceae. Gene Ontology annotation, molecular function: NADP binding; 2-dehydropantoate 2-reductase activity.